AUGGAGUUUGGAGCUUUGCUCUUCCAACUUCUCUCGGAAGCUUUAGGUUUGAACUCUGAGAUCCUAAAGAAAAUGGAUUGCCUCAAGAGCUUGUUUAUGCUUUGCCAUUACUUCCCACCUUGCCCACAGCCUGACCUAACUUUGGGCAUAAGUAAGCACACCGAUAACUCUUUCCUUACACUUCUUCUUCAAGACCAAAUCGGUGGUCUUCAAGUUCUUCAUAAAGAUUAUUGGGUCGACGUUACUCCUAUUCAUGGAGCUCUUGUCGUCAACAUUGGUGAUUUCAUGCAGGCAAGCAAGCUCUCAAUUGAUGCAUUAUUUUAA
Eruca vesicaria subsp. sativa (arugula) is the source of this 324-nucleotide messenger RNA. Lineage: Eukaryota; Viridiplantae; Streptophyta; Magnoliopsida; Brassicales; Brassicaceae. The record is from the annotation of a GenBank genome assembly.